UCUUUUCCCUAAAACUCCCUCCUUAAAAAGGCUCUCCCAUUUUCUCUUUCCUCAGAUCUCAACCUCUCCUUCUCCUUCUUCUUCCUCCUCGCUUCCAUCCGAGCCCUAGUUUUCCACCGCAUCUCUCAAUAUUCAGAAAAUGGGGAAGCAGUCCAAAGGCAAGAAGUCUGAGAAUUUGGGUAAGGGAAAAGUCACCCCCGUCCAAAUCGCCUUCAUCGUCGACCGAUACCUCUGCGACAACAACUACUCGGAAACCCGCUCUCUUUUCAGAACCGAAGCUUCGUCCCUCAUCGCCAAAUCGCCGAUUCGAGAGGCACCUAAGAGUUUGCUGAGCUUGGCGGAGAUUUUGGACGAGUACAUACUGUUGAAGGAGCAGAAGGUGAUUUUGGACCAGGAGAAGGUCCGGGUGGAGCAGGAGAAGACCCGGGUCCAAACCCUGCUGAAGGGGAUGCAAAGCGUGAUGAACACUUACAAUGCCGGCGGAAGUCCCGCAGUCUCUGCACCUCCUGCUGUGGCUCCGAAGCCGAUGCUUAUGGCUACUCCGUCUCACCCGUCUAAUGGGUCCGCUGCAGUUGCUCCUGUGUCAACACCUUCCAACCCCAACAUGAGGCCUGGGAAUUUCUGCUCGCCAAUUACAGUUGACCCACCUACAACUAAGAGAAAGAGUUCUAAGGUUCCCGUGGAUGGUUUGAAUGCUGCUAAGAGAUCUUGCAGCAAAUUACCUGCUGGCAAGAGCAAUAUGCACAACAAAGGAGAACAAGCGGUUUCAGGAUCAGGUGAUGCACUCGAUAAUAAAAAAUCUGCCCAAUCCUCUUUGGCUGUUCACCCAUCACCUCACGAUUUGGUUCCCAAUGGCUCCACCGUGGCUAAAUGCUUGUUCAACCAGCCAUCAUUUUCUGUCCCAACUAAUAACUCUGGUCCUCAGACACCUCAGCGAGCAAAUUCAAUUCAAGUCAGCAAGUCUACACCUUUUGAGAUUUCUUCCACUGCUACUUGCAGUUAUAAUUCUCCUCCAGAUGUAAAUCCAACUUGCACCAUUUUUUCUUCAAAGAGAGUGACUCUGAGCCCAAACAAAGCUUGCUACACUGUGGAAACAAACCAUUGCAUUUCUUCACCUGCCAAGACAAGUAAGAGGGAGUCCCAUGUAAAGGGGAGGCUCAAUUUUGACUGUUCUGAUGUGCCAAUGGGCUUGGAGAAACCAUCUGGCGAUGAGAUUUCAUCACCUGAGUCUGAAAGGGAAGUUGAUCUCUUUGACAUUGAUUUGACGAACUUUGAUGCCAUUGGGGCGGAUUUCUCCUUCACUGAAAUGUUAGGUGAAUUUGAUCUUCAUUGUGAAGAACUUGGUCUACCAAACUUUGAUGCUUCCACUGUGACGGUUUCGGGGUCAUCUUAUGAAUCUGCGGAUGGUAACGUGGGGGCCAAUCAAGUUUUGUCAGAAUUUACAUCAACUGUGACAGAAGUACUAUCAGAGAAGGACAUGAAUGUGCAAGGAUCUGAUUCCUUGACUGCGAUGAAGUCUGUGACAAAAUGUAUUAGGAUUAUAAGCCCUGUGAAAAAUCGCGGAAGCUCUCAGGAUUAGGAGAAUUGUAUUGCAACGAUCUGACUGUUUCUGGGAAUGACUGUUAGGCUGACAUGGUACUGGACUUCCUGCAGAAGCUUUCUAAUUGUGUUAACAAUUCAACAACUUAGAGUUGCUGUAUCAUUAGAUAACUCACGGUGUGAGUCUCAUGCUCCUUAGAAAUACAUGUAAUUUUGUAGUUAAUACGCUCUGGUUGCAGUCCUGGGCUUACGUAGGCUAAUGGCUUGUACUUGGUUCCGUUUCAUGUAAGUCUCUCUCCUCGAACAUGAAGGAUUGUUCAUAUUUAACAAGGUCUGCUUUUGACUUUCAUAAUUUCAGCAAAAACAAAAUAUAAAGUCGAAGUCUCUUUAGUUCA
Malus domestica (apple) is the source of this 1934-nucleotide messenger RNA. RefSeq lists its product as uncharacterized. The record is from RefSeq and is a predicted model, not a curated record. NCBI's taxonomy places the organism in Eukaryota, Viridiplantae, Streptophyta, Magnoliopsida, Rosales, Rosaceae.